UCUCGAUAUUCUCCUAUCUUUCCCUGGCUGAGAAGCUCCGCAAGUGGCGCAAUGGGUUUGGCAUGCUGCUCUAUGGACCGCCUUUUGCAGUUCCGCUUCGAACCGGCCCCUGGUUGGCAGUCGAAUGUGGCUCUAUUCCUACUGUCGAUCGGAGGAUUAUUCACCGCAUGCAAACUGUUUAGCUUUUGCCGUGCGCUUCUCAGUAUUUUCGUUCUACCAGGGCAGAAGCUCUCCAAAUUCGGACCAAAAGGUAGCUGGGCUUUGGUUACUGGUGCCUCGGAUGGAAUUGGUAAAGAAUACUCUCUCCAGCUCGCCCGUGCUGGUUACAAUAUCCUCCUCGUCUCGCGUACGACUUCAAAACUAGCCGCGGUCGCCGAUGAAAUCAAAAGCAAGUCACCCACGGUACAGACCAAAAUCUUCGCAAUGGACUUCUUCAAAAACAACGAUGGUGACUACGAAAACCUCAAGCUUCUGUUACAGGAUCUUGAUAUCUCAAUCCUCGUCAAUAACGUCGGCCGCAGCCAUAGCAUCCCCACACCAUUUGUCCUCACCCCGCUGGAAGAAUUGGAAAAUAUCAUUAUGAUCAACUGCAUUGGUACCCUACGCAUCACCCAGCUCGUCGCACCAGGAAUGAUGCAGCGCAAGCGCGGGUUGAUCUUGACCAUGGCAUCCUUUGCUGGCAUGAUUCCUACCCCACUGCUGGCUACUUACUGCGGGAGCAAGGCAUUCCUGCAAUACUGGUCAAUUGCCCUAGGUGCCGAACUGCAACCGUACGGGGUGCAGGUUGAACUUGUCCAGAGUCAUCUGGUGACUUCUGCCAUGUCUAAAAUCCGCCGGCCCACCGUUACGGUCCCCAUUCCGCGCGACCUCGUCCGAGCUGUGCUGAGUAAAAUUGGUCGCGGGGGCGGCUUAUCGGCAUACGCUUAUACCUCUGUGCCCUACUGGAGUCAUGGCCUGAUGGCGUACGCGCUAACGCAAGUUCUCGGACACAUGGGAAAGUUCGUUUUGGGCUAUAAUAAGGCCCUCCAUGAGUCUAUCAGGAAACGUGCGCUGCGGAAGGCGGAGAGGGAGAAAAACAAGAAAUCUACUUGAUUUACACCUCCAAUAGCUCUAUACUCUUCCUUACGUACUCGAAUCCAUUUUGGAUGGUGUAUCUGAUCUGGCGGAUAGAUUUGUCCGGAAUGACACGUCUCGGAUCUGUGUGCGGGAUAGCUGGUAGCUGGACAUUAUAACCAUAACUAAUUACUGGAAAAGGUUUAAAACGGGAAUUGAUACUUUUCUCAAGGAAAGGGAGCUUUAAUAUAUUGAUAGAUGUGCUGCAACCGAUCUCUCUGGCCGCUGAAAUGGGAACCGAGCUUUCUCUCUUAUUAUAGGUUGUGUUCGACUCACCCAAUAUUCGCAUCAGGUGCAUGUACAUCUUCUUAAAGUAGUUGAUUCACUCUCAAACUGCUACUGAAUAUCAACAUGGUAACCAACAAGCGCGCGUUUCCACCCUAACUUUGAGCCAAUAAACCUUACCCAAUACAACAUUAUCACAAUUUGUAGUUUG
This is a messenger RNA of Histoplasma capsulatum G186AR, 1549 nucleotides long. RefSeq names its product beta-hydroxysteroid dehydrogenase. The record is from RefSeq and is a predicted model, not a curated record. Gene Ontology annotation, biological process: fatty acid elongation. Gene Ontology annotation, cellular component: endoplasmic reticulum. Lineage: Eukaryota; Fungi; Ascomycota; Eurotiomycetes; Onygenales; Ajellomycetaceae. The transcript has 2 exons. Gene Ontology annotation, molecular function: ketoreductase activity. The coding region runs from base 52 to 1092 and encodes 346 amino acids.